Molecule: messenger RNA, 2149 nt
Organism: Saccoglossus kowalevskii
Lineage: Eukaryota; Metazoa; Hemichordata; Enteropneusta; Harrimaniidae
Product: glycosyltransferase 8 domain-containing protein 1-like
Cellular component (GO): Golgi apparatus
Molecular function (GO): glycosyltransferase activity
Source: RefSeq, a predicted model, not a curated record
UGACAGAACAAAAGAAGACACGCGUGCACUAUGGAAACAUGGCCAGGAACCUGUGUAUGUGCUCAUAACAUCAGAUGGUAGUACGUUAGGUGGUAUGGUGGCCGCUAUGAACAGUGUGUAUAAAAAUGCUAAAGGUCCAGUUCACUUUCUACUUGUAGUUGACAAAGACAGUGAAGACCAUCUCAGGAAAUGGAUCACACAGACCGAACUACGUACCCUGAAUUAUACAUUGACAACGUUUAACGAGGACUGGACGAAGGGCAAGAUAGCUGCGAAAGGAACAAGAAAAGAAUUGGCAUGUCCAUUGAAUUUUGCUAGAUUUUAUAUCCCUAAAUUAUUUCCAAACAUCAAUGGUCGAAUUGUGUACAUAGACACUGAUGUUAUUGUGCAGGGUGAUAUCAUACAACUCAACAACACACGAAUCAAACCAGGGCACAUUGCGGCCUUCUCAGAAGACUGCAGUUCACUUUCUAAAAGAUUUAACUUGUUUCAGAAUAACUAUGCAAAUUUCUUGAAUUUUCAAAAUGAACAAGUAAAGGCCCUUGGUAUGAGCCCAGGGACAUGUUCAUUUAAUUCUGGUGUGUUUGUAGUCGAUAUGAAUGCAUGGAAAGAAGGAAAAAUCACUGAAAGAUUGGAAUUCUGGAUGAGUCUUAACACUGUUAUGGAUGUAUAUGGUAAUCAGCGUGGUGGUGGUGCCUCACAACCACCGAUGUUGAUUGUAUUCUAUGGGAUACACUCUACAAUUGAUCCUAUGUGGCAUGUCAGACAUCUAGGUUGGUCGAGUGGUACGAGAUAUUCGGAGGAGUUUCUAAACCAAGCUAAAUUGGUUCAUUGGAACGGUAACUUCAAACCAUGGAAGGGAAAAGCACAGUACAGUAAAAUAUGGGACCAAUAUUACAUCGCCGAUCCAACUGGCACAUUUAAAGUCAUUAGGAAAUAUACAUAGCAUGCAACGGCCAGAUGUCACAUGACUUGAUCCAGUCUAGUUCUUUGGCCGUCAACGAUUUUUACAAAAUAUGCUAUUUUUUUUAACCCUUUAAAAAUGACAAACUUUUAUUGCGUUUCAAAAAAAAAAUACAUAUUAUUUUCUAGCAUAUUUGCAGUAUUUCCUCCUUUCCAUGUUUUCACGAAAGCUACUUUCAUAUAUAUUGAAAUUGCAUUCCAAGAUGGCUGCCAUUUUUCCCUUAUUUCUAAGAAACAUAAUUUUAAAAAAUAUGCAUGUUUGGAUAUAGUACAGUAAUAUUGGUUUCAUUUGUUGAAAAGAACAAUUUUAUUUUAUUGUGUAAUGUAUCUAUGUUUUGUUUACCUCUAGUGACCUCCAGUUAUUAUCCUUACUGUUUCUUAUUGCACCUGUGACCCUUAAUUUAUUUAGAUCAACAUAGACAGAAUAUAUAAACUCUACAUAUAAAAGCAUAUAUAUAUACUUAACAUACAAACUCAACAUAGACUCACCAUUACAAACUCAAUGUACCAACUCAACAUACAAAUUCAACAUAGUCAACAUACAAUCUCUGCAUAAAGACUCAACAUACAAUUUCAGUGUAAUAAACUCGACAAAUAGACUCAACAUACAUGUUCAAAUUAUUGACUCUACAAACUUAAAAUAAAGACACAAGAUAAAUUGAUUCACUGAAAAAUAAAAUUGAUAAGCUCAGCAUUACACUGUGGGGAAUACAUUAUUGUAUCUCUCCCCCCCCCCCCAACAUUUCUCAUUACUUAGCUAACCCUGAGAUGUUGGCAACAUUAUUUAUUGAAUUGUAAACCUAGUGUUCUCUGUCUGUUGUUUUAAUUGAGCUGUGGUGGUUGAGGUGGUGGUGGCGGUGGCGGCAGUGGUGGUGGUUGUGGUGGCGGUGGCAUUGGUUGCUGGUGGCGGUGGCGGUGGUGGUGGUGUAUUUCCUCUGUUAGGAGUGCAUCUCCAGUAGAGAUGCAUGUAAACCAAAUACAUAUAUACAAACUAUUUAUUAACAUUUUUAAAAGAUGCUAAUUUAUUGUGCAGCGCUCAUUGCAUAUACGUUAUCUGUGUCACAUAAGACUUGUAUUGAUACAUCAAUUAAGUCGCAUACAAAUUGAUGUCCAUUUAGUCACAAAUUGAUAAAGUUUAACAAAAUUGCUGUCUUAAAACUUUUUCCAGGAAAGGUUCUGGCAAUGU